CGCCAUCCGAUGCUUGUGGAUAAUGGAGGCAAUGUCUCUUUCUCGGUUGACUUGAGAAUGCUACGUUCUUACCAUUGAUGCCCAGCUGUAUCUUUCAUCCCAAAAUCGACUAAUACCCUCUACUUAUUAGCCUACACCACCAUGCUCACCACAAGAUCUCUCCCCCGAGCCAUACCUCGCAUCUACAAGAACCCUCGAUCAAGUAGUAUAAGAACAUUCACGAGUCGAAACCGAAAUAACAGCAGCACUCGAGUCGCAAUUCACCCCUACGCCCAUCGUCGUCAACGCCACUUCGUGCGCUCCAUCGCCGCCGUCACCACUCUCGGAGCUCUCGCCACGGCCCUUCAGUGGGCUAGUGGUGACAAUCUAUACCGAGAUGCUCACGCUGAAGCUCCACCGGAGCCCGAAAUCGAGUUUGAGAAGGCCAGGAGGAAGGCCACGUCGAAGGAAGACAACCGAGCUUUGAUCAGCUCACAGCACCUACAAGUCAAGAAGAGCUGGGAGAAUCCUGGGGUGUACGCAUGGGGAUCGAAUGCGGGAAAGGUGGUGGCACCGGACUCAGAUGAAACAUUCGUGAAGACACCACGACGGAUAUCCUUUUUCGACGGCAAGCUACUCCGGGACAUCAAGCUGGACAAGACCUUCGCCGCGGCAAUUGACGAGAAGGGAGAUCUACUUCAAUGGGGCACCGGUUUCUCGAAGGACACUGCCCAACCUACAAAAACCCUCCGAGGCAAGAACCUCACCUCUAUAAAUCUCUCCCGCGACCGUAUUCUGGCCCUCUCCUCAAAUGGCACCGUCUACUCCAUCCCCGCGUCCCAGGAGGAGCAACAGACCGGUCCCAAACCCUCUUCCUCCUCAUGGGCCUUCUGGACCUCGCCAAAUGACAUCUCUUACCGCACGCUAACCCCGCUUGAUCUCUCCCGCGGCGAGAGCAUCACCUCCGUCGCCACCGGCCUCGAACACACCCUUCUCCUUAGCUCUGCUGGUCGUCUCUUCACCGCUGCCUCUGCUUCUUCAGACUUCCCCGCCCGUGGCCAACUCGGAAUCCCAGGCCUAACUUGGCAAACCCGCCCGCCAGGUGCUUACGACCAAUGCCAUGAAGUAAUCACCCUUCGCGGCUUCUCCAUCGCCCAAAUCGCAGCAGGCGACUACCACUCCCUCGCCGCCGAUCGUGAUGGCCGAGUCUUCGCAUUCGGCGACAACUCGUACGGCCAACUGGGGUUCGAUUUCUCGGCUGAUAGCACAUACGUCGACGCACCAUCCCUCCUUCCCAUCCAGAAGUUGUAUGCUGGCACAAGCCAAGUACCUAGCGUCAAGGGCGUAUUUGCGGGUGGCUCAUCCUCCUUUUUCACCGUCGACGCUACCAAAAUUGCGUCCCCAGACUCCUCCGAACUGGACAUGAAGACUGUCGGUAAAGUCACAGCAGACACCCUAGCCUGCGGCCAUGGUAUCUGGGGUCAGUUGGGCACAGGUCGGUGGACGCAUGUUCAAACAUCCCCUACCAAGAUCCCCUCUCUAUCCGGCCUCUUCGAAUACGACGAGACGACGAAUAGUGUCGUUCCGAUCCGACUCUCACGUUUCAGUGUUGGCGCGAACCAUGCUGCAGCUGUCAUGGAUAAUGUGACGCAUCUUGCUGCGAGCAAGUGGUCAAGUGAGAACGAUACGAACUGGGGCGCUGAUAUCCUGUUCUUUGGGAACAAUGAGUACUAUCAGCUGGGCACGGGGAAGAGGAAUAAUGUGGCACAGCCGGUGUAUAUCCAGCCCCUGGAUGCGGGUGCCGAAAAGAAGCUGAAGGGGGAGCAGCAUCGCUUUCAGAUUACGCCAAAGAAUAAGGUGAAAGUGGGUGGGCGGACAGUGGAGCUGGAGCAAAGAGUUGAGUGUGGAAGGGGCUGCACAGCUGUCUAUUCGGGAGUGUAAAAGUGCCCUUGAGAUGAAGAAUGCAGUUUCAGCUGGAUGACACCUUGGGUCGCUUUCAAUGAUAUUGGAGAUGGGUUUACGCUUCUUACGCUGUUAUGCCUGUACUUGUAAGACUCAUACCUCCGCUUCGUCGGUACAUGUAACAAAGGUCAUCACGACUUAUUCACAGCAUGCUCUUGCCACUUCUUCUAUUGUUUUCACUUUUCAUACCGCGUAUAUUCUC
This is a messenger RNA of Mytilinidion resinicola, 2143 nucleotides long. Its product is annotated as RCC1/BLIP-II. Lineage: Eukaryota; Fungi; Ascomycota; Dothideomycetes; Mytilinidiales; Mytilinidiaceae. The transcript has a single exon. The coding region runs from base 142 to 1920 and encodes 592 amino acids. Gene Ontology annotation, cellular component: mitochondrial inner membrane. The record is from RefSeq and is a predicted model, not a curated record. Gene Ontology annotation, biological process: mitochondrial respiratory chain complex III assembly.